GUUUUACAGAUGAGGGGAAGGGACUUGGACCUUGGGCACUGUGGACGCUGAGUCCGCUUCUCUGUCCGUUGUCCAGUUCUGCCUCUUACAGACAUCAUGCGUGUUAGCACUGGUCUCCUGUUUGAACUGGCGCAAGUGCUGAUAGGUGAUCUUCAGCUUUGCAAACUUGAUGAACUAGACUGCUUAAUUAAAGGAAUUUUAUACAUUGAUUCUGUUGGAUUCAACGGACGGUCACAGUGCUAUUACUUUGAAAACCCAGCUGAUUCUGUAAAAUGUCAGAAGUUACCCUUUGAUCUGAAAAAUCCAUACCCUCUUCUUCUGGUGAACAUCGGCUCUGGGGUUAGCAUCUUGGCAGUAUAUUCCAAAGAUAAUUAUAAGCGUGUUACUGGUACCAGUCUUGGGGGAGGAACCUUUUUUGGUCUUUGCUGUCUUCUGACUGGCUGCACCACUUUUGAAGAGGCUCUUGAAAUGGCAUCUCGUGGAGAUAGUACCAAGGUGGAUAAACUCGUACGAGACAUUUAUGGAGGGGACUACGAGAGAUUUUCAUUGCCAGGCUGGGCUGUAGCCUCUAGUUUUGGAAACAUGAUGAGCAAGGAGAAAAGAGAGGCCGUCAGCAAAGAGGACCUGGCCAGAGCAACUUUAAUCACCAUCACCAACAAUAUUGGCUCAAUAGCACGAAUGUGUGCUCUUAACGAGAACAUUAACCAGGUGGUAUUUGUUGGAAAUUUUUUGCGAAUUAACACCAUCUCCAUGAGACUUCUUGCGUAUGCUUUGGAUUAUUGGUCCAAGGGGCAGUUGAAAGCACUUUUUUCAGAGCAUGAGGGUUAUUUUGGAGCCGUGGGCGCUCUCCUAGAGCUUCUGAAAUUACCCUGAUCUCUUGUCUGAAAUUACUACCAGAGCCUCCACAACCACAACGGAAUAUGCAGACUUUUUUCCCUUUAAAAAAAAAAAAGAUGUAUUCCAGUGGAUUUUGUUAUAAUAGCGUAUGACCUGAAUCAAAGUGCAAGAAAGGACAGAAGUAUUUUUUUAAGUUGUGAAGAGAAAUCUUGAGUUAUGCCAAGAGAAACCUCUAAAAGAAAUGUCUGUAGAGGGGUGGACUCUGCCCAUUCAUUGAGUAUCCCCAGUUUAAAUUCAUUCAGUAAAGCCACGUUAAACUUGCAGUGUGGGAGAUAGUGUCACUUAACGAAGCCUCUUCAGGGAAGCUGGUUUGUCUUCAGCGGGCAGCCGUUCAGUGUCUCAUCCAGCAUGUUAAAUGUCAGUCACCUUGUCUGCAUUCUAAUUUAAUCACAACUUUUGUAUAGAUGCUCAUGGGAGUCUUUUCUCUCCAUGUUAUUACUGAAAUGUUGGUUUUCAGGCUUUUGUGUUGAUGAGAAUGUCAAGGCGUAACUAUGAUGUGUGUGCAUGUGUCUUUUUUUAAAAGUGUUUUAUUCUGAAAGGUUCUGUAUAGUCAAUCCUGGGGGUUUAAUGACUAUUUUACUCAACUUUAAAAACUAGUAUGUAUUAAAAAGGCAGUUUGUCAGAUUACAUUAUAAUUUCUUAAUCUUGGGCUAAAAUAUUUUUUGAACGCAUUCCUCUUUUAGAGUGGCACUGUUUCCUUCCCUUUUUAUGGAUUAGAUUAUUGAAACACUCUCUCAGUCACUUGUAUGCAUUUGUGUAGUAUGUAUAGUUUGUAUGUUAAUGAACUAAUGGAUAAAGCCAAGUCUAAUGUGGGCUAAUAAAAUCGACAGGUUGUCAAGAGGUGGGCACUUGGCGACUACUUCAGAUUCAGUAGAAAAUUAACUGGAGGCUUUAUUUGAAUUUCACCAAAAGCAAAUCUAACCUCAGAGAAAUAUUUUUUGUAAGCUGUGAAAAUAUAUACUUUGCUGUUCUUUGGAGAAUAAUCAGAAGAAAAAUUAUUUUGGAGUCUGGCAGAGGAAAAAAAAUAUUAAAUCGUACUUGAAUUUGCAACUUUAUAUUAAGGCUUGGUGGGUCUAAACAAGUUAAUUAGUUCAAACACUGAAUUAACUGAAAUUGAAGGAUCACAUUCCCCUCCACCCCCCACCCCAAAAUAAAGCAAAACCACAUUUAACACCUCUGCGUAAGAGGCAAUGACCACUUGUGCCCUUUAUUAGCCUAGGACCAGCAGGGCAUUGAUGGGUUCCUUCUAACCACAAAGUGCUGUCCUCACUCAGGUUCCCGUUCCUCUAGUCUGUCUUGUCAGACUCCGUGCAUGGCAUUUUCUCCCUCCCCCGUUGAGGAAAAUCUUUCUAAAGGAAGGUGUUUGGGCACUAGUAGGAAGCCAGGUAAGUCAGAUUGGGGAGUUCUUUUAUAUGAAUGAAGGGAAAUGUUCCAUCUUAGUCCCUUAUAAAAUUUGAGUCCAAGACUGAUCUUCCUAGAAUUGACAGACAUGUGAGUGGGACCUUGGCUUUAGUUCAUUGAUGCUGGUGCUGUAAUAAUGCAUCAACUGCAAAAGGGCUCAGGCUGAGGAAGUUUUGGCCCUCAAUUUAGGUUGCAAAGGACUUUGAGCAAAUAUUCCUGACUAGGAAUUUUUUUAGCUUUUCUUAAUGAGUCAUUCACUAUUCCUUCCUUUCCCUGUCCCCUAUAGGACUUCCCCAAGCGCUGGGUUUAACUUUGUUUUUUGAGGUCCUGGAUUAAAAAGGAACAAAGAUCUGCUCUCUGCUUGUAUUUGAAUGGAUAACAAUCUAUUAACUCUUAACCUAACCUCUUGUAGUUAGCUUUUAGUCUGGUGUCUCAUCAAAUAGCAUGGCCACUAUGUUGUUACCAAGUACUAUUCUGGAAUACUAGAGAGAGAGACAAUAUACAAUGCUAUUGAUCAAUUUGAUUCUUAUCCUUGAGCUUCCUCAACAGUGUGCUGAAACAGCCCACUCCCUUUUCCCGAGAACUUAGUCUCUAGAAACCCAAGUUGGGAUUUCCUGGUGCUACAUCUGUGCUAGUCUCAGCAAUUGUCCCAUUUAGCACCAACUUCUAAGAGAGUUUCAUUUGCAAACCCAUUUUUCCUGGCCUCUUCAGAAAUUUUUAUCUAUCUAUCUAUAUUUGUUUAUUUAUUGAAACUUUUAAAGAUCAACAGAAGUAGUGAUGCCUUGUCAUGGAAGUGGUUAAAGGGAGCGAGCAGUGAUCAGAAAACUUUGGAGCUAUUGGAAAUUUUUUUGCCAUUUGCAUUAGAUUAGGACAUACACAGAAAAAGACUCCAGAGAAUGGCUUGCAAUCUUUUAAUUGACCAUGCACCUCAGGGAACAUGCCUUAUUUUCUUCUGCCCGUUCAUCUUCUUGUUGCCCAUGUAAAUUCUUUAGUAGUUUGGCCUGGUGCGAUUAUGUAUUUUACUCAGACCACAGCAGUUCUGAGCAAGGAUCACAAAGCCUGAGCCUGCCCUCACCAUCUCCUCUUACCCUUUGUUUCUCUCUCUGCUUCAUUGGUGUUUGUAGACCUGUAUACACACAGCCUUGGAAUAUUGAGAAGUUUUGGAGAGGGCCAAGAAUUUGGCCUCUUUAUUUUGAACAUUUAAUUUAUGUAUGCAUGAUGUAUUAAAAUUUUUUUUGUAAAGCAGCUUUUAAAAUUU
Molecule: messenger RNA, 3556 nt
Organism: Trichosurus vulpecula (common brushtail)
Lineage: Eukaryota; Metazoa; Chordata; Mammalia; Diprotodontia; Phalangeridae
Product: pantothenate kinase 2, mitochondrial
Exons: 6
Coding region: 97-873 (258 amino acids)
Biological process (GO): coenzyme A biosynthetic process
Cellular component (GO): nucleus; cytosol
Molecular function (GO): pantothenate kinase activity; ATP binding
Source: RefSeq, a predicted model, not a curated record